AUGCCCAUGUACGACUACGAGCCGUCGCUGUCGCUGGACCACGAAGGACGCACCUCCAGCAUCGACGACGCGUUGUCCAGCCUCGGCUUCUCCCCGGACACGCCGCUCUCGGUGUCCAGCAGCCACGGCUUUGGAGAGAACGCGAUGGUGCUCGUCUCUGCUGAAGGCGUUGUGCAGGUCCAGGACGACCGCGAGGAAGAGAAGGCACCACCUCCUGCCUACGAUGAAGCGUAUGAGCUGCCCCCCGAGGCACGAGCGCUGCUACCCGCCCCCAACUCCUGCCCGAGAUCAGGCAUCAACCUCCGUGCGCAGUCGCCGACCUACAGCGACCAGUCGACGCCGCGCCACGCCCAGACCUUCGAUGCAGAUCCUCCGCAGCCCUGCAUCGAAGACUACCUGUGCACGUGCAAGUCGUGCCCGCGCGCCAUGAUGAUCCAGCGCGCGUUCAAGCUCUACAGCUUCGCGCUGGACCACCCCGAGAGCGACGCGCUGCUGCGCGUGCUGCGCGCGUGCGCCAACUACGACGAGACCAUCAUCGAGAUGGACCCGCUGCUCGUGCUGCACGCCGAGAAGAUGCUGCAGCAGCUCGGCUUCGACGAGGACCAGGCCUUCCGCCUCCUCAUCGCCUCGCACUUCCAACGCCCGUGA
This is a messenger RNA of Phytophthora sojae, 648 nucleotides long. RefSeq lists its product as hypothetical. The record is from RefSeq and is a predicted model, not a curated record. The transcript has 3 exons. The coding region runs from base 1 to 648 and encodes 215 amino acids. NCBI's taxonomy places the organism in Eukaryota, Oomycota, Peronosporomycetes, Peronosporales, Peronosporaceae.